This is a messenger RNA of Dreissena polymorpha, 1172 nucleotides long. RefSeq names its product putative nuclease HARBI1. Bases 102 to 1124 code for a protein of 340 amino acids. The record is from RefSeq and is a predicted model, not a curated record. The transcript is spliced from 6 exons. Lineage: Eukaryota; Metazoa; Mollusca; Bivalvia; Myida; Dreissenidae.
CAGUGAAAUAGCGUUUCAUCAAGCAAAUCGUAAAUUUAUCUUACAUAAAUUUCAUACAUAAAUAUACGACUGGGUAAGGGCAACCGUAAAUUAACGUAAAAAUGGCGGUCGUUUUCCUCGUCGACGAUGAAAGAAGACGCAAAGUACCGAUUCCAAGGCUGUUUAGAGAGAGAAUAGUUCUCGAAAACUUAAGAGAUGAGGACAUUGUAUCCAGAUAUCGUUUAAGUAGGGGCGGUAUAGAGCGUUUGGUGGUUUUGAUUGGGGAAGAAAUAGCACCAACUUGCCGGCGAUCUCAUGCCAUUGAUCCCGUCACACAGAUUUUAGCAUCAUUGAGGUACCUUGCUAAGGGAGAUUUUUACUCGGAAGUGGGUGAUAUCCACGGAAUAAGCAAGUCGAGCUUCUGUCGGAUUUUACAGAAGUUCAUCUCAGCUGUAAAUCAAAAGUUGAAAAAUAUCAGAUUUCCACAAGGACCAGCUGUUCUGCUUGUCAAGCAAGAAUUUUUCAGAAAAUGUCAGCUGCCAAAUGUAGUUGGGGCAGUCGACGGGACCCUUGUACCCAUUAUCAAACCUGCUGAGGCUGAAGAGGCCUAUGUGUGCAGGAAGGGGUUCCAUGCCAUUAAUGUACAGGCUGUCUUUGACGCCAACAUGAGGUUCACAGAUGUCGUGUCAAGAUGGCCUGGUGCGACUCAUGAUGCUGCGGUGUUUGAUAGCAAUGGCGUAAAGGAAUAUCUGAGCACCAAUGAUGUGGGUCAUCUGCUAGGGGAUAGCGGAUAUCCAUUAAGGACCUACCUCAUGACCCCUGUACCUCAUCCCUCCAAUGAUGGUGAGCAAGCCUACAACGACCAUUUAUGUAGAGGACGGAUAGUCGUAGAACGAGCAUUUGGUGUUUUGAAAUCACGAUUUAGAUGUCUGCAUCGCACUGGUGGAUGCUUGCCUUUCCAGCCUAAUAAGUGCUGCGAAAUUGCAACAGUUUGCAUGCACCUGCACAACCUGUGCUUGGAAUUAAACGUCCCUCUGAUAGACGAAGAAGUUGGGGACGAGAUUGAGCAGGAGGUUCCAAACAAUGCACCAGUGCAGGGAGCAGCAGUCAACAAGAGGCAGCAGCUGAUUGAACUGUUUCGUUAAAUGUUAGUUCUUUUAUGCCCCCCCCCCCCCCCCCCCCCCCCCCCCCCC